Molecule: messenger RNA, 450 nt
Organism: Suillus fuscotomentosus
Lineage: Eukaryota; Fungi; Basidiomycota; Agaricomycetes; Boletales; Suillaceae
Product: ras protein
Exons: 8
Coding region: 1-450 (149 amino acids)
Biological process (GO): signal transduction
Cellular component (GO): plasma membrane
Molecular function (GO): GDP binding; GTPase activity; GTP binding
Source: RefSeq, a predicted model, not a curated record
AUGGAAAAUUGGAAAGUAGUCAUGUUGGGUGAUGGUGGUAUUGGUAAAACUGCUUUGGCUAUUCAAUUUUCUAGCCAAUGUUUUAGUUAUGAUCCAAUUAUAGAAGACUUAUAUAGAAAGCACUUAACAAAAGACACUGCUGGACAGAAAGAGUAUGCAAAUUUGUAUGACCAAUGGGUUCGAGAGGGCCAGGGCUUUAUUCUGCAUCAAAAACCUAUCUUCAUGCUAGUAGCUAAUAAAUGUGAUUUGAUACAUAACUAUGAAGUCUCAUGUAGGGAGGACAUUGCGCUGGCCCAGAAAUUUGGGUGCAAAUUCUUGAAGACAUUUGCUAGGAUUGCAUAUAAUAUUGAGCCACUCUUCACCAACAUAGUGCAAGUCCUGCGGCCAACAAAACAGAUACUUGCUAUUGCCAAUAGUAUGAUGCUGAUGGAAAAUGCUGAAGAUUGUUAA